AAUAAAGAAGCACUGACCUGAAAUCAGAAGCUUUUGCGCGUUUGUCUAUAUUGGGAAAAAGAUAAAUCCAAUUUGAAUACCCUGAGGGCUAUUGAUUUGAUUCUACUCGUUCAUGAAUUCAUCUUUCCUUUUUGAAUCUUAAUUCUACGCUGAAAGUUUUGAAGUCGUUCCUUCCACCCUGUAUACCUCGCGGACUAUUUUCAUACCUACAAACUACAUUUUCAUAAAAAUUGGUCGAGUCGUUUCGGAAAAGUUCGUAAAUUAUCACCGUAACACGGAAUUUUUACAUAUAAUAUUUUCCUCGUUGACAUUUCAAAGUUCAUCAACUUCAAUGGUUAGUUCGAAAAAAACGUUGUCUCAGAAUUAGUAUCUCAUCAUUCUCAACCCACAUUGGAAUUGAUAUACAUUAAUGCUCCGAUCGGUCAUGAAUUAUAACACAAUAUAUUAAAUUCUAUUGCUUAUACAUCUUCACGAAAAAAAAAUGUGAUACAACUAAUUCUUGGAAUAACAUUAGGCGAAAAUAUAGGGACCAAUAUGAAUAAAUUUCCAAUUCAAUUUCAAUUUGACGACAUACAUCAAUUCAAUAAUUGCAACCAAAUGAGAGAUUUAGGGUUUUUUAACAAAACUACAAAGAAUCUAUAGAGGCACUUGUAUAGAUCUAUAUAUUAAUUUAUUUUGAUUAAUCAGAAUUGGGGAAAACAUUCUUUUGACUUAUUCGUAUGUUUUUAUUUUUUUUAUGAUAUUCCGUUACUAGCGUAACUAUACACAUAUCUUAUCACACUAUUCCUAAUAGUCGAAUAUAUACAUGUAUGGCUUUUUCUGAUAACUUUGGAUUUACAUCUUCCGAACGAAUUAAAAAACUCUGCAUGCUGAAUUUUAUCGAAUGGAAUUUGAUGUAAGCAGUAUAUACUGACAUAAGAUACUAUUUUUUCAUCCAGAAAAAUCUUAUCAUUUAUGAAUAUUUCAAUAUUUUAGAAAGUAUGCAUCCCCACAUUCUUUUUUGUUCUUUCACAACCCUCUUAUUAAUUUGAUUGGAAUUUACCAGCUCUUGAAUGAGUGUAUCAACAGGUCCGACUACUGUAUAUACUCCGUACAGAGUCAGCUUUUUCGACGUCCAUUUCAUUAGGGUGUAUUUUCAUGGGUCGCUUUUUGGACGUCCAUAUAUAACAAAAUGUUAUUAUGAAUUAAUUUAUGUUGAUGAAUUUCUCUGAGGAAUAUUCGAAAACGGAAACAUGAUUCAAAACAGAAACUGUUCUUAUAUUAGAACAUUGAACAACAAACCCUAACUAGAACAUUUGAAAGAAACAAAUACGGCAUUGCAUCAUUUGAAUUCUUACGAUGAUUCCUAUUAAUUUGGAUCGGACUAAACCGGAAAAAUGCGAAAUUUUAGCGGGAAAAGAUCUGGAAUUGAGGAGUUCCUAUGAUAUCGUUUCAGUGUUGUUGUGAGAGUGUAGGUAUAAGAAAGUGCAAGAUGAACCGCCACCUAACCAGAGCACGAAAAAUUUUAUCGAGCGCAUUGGGUAAGUAGCUAUUUUAUUAUAAUUUCGGAAAACAUAUAAUAAUAACAUAUAAUAGGAGAGUAAUAUUAUGUAAUACCAACAGAGACCAAAUUCUAUAGUCUAUACCCAAAGUUUCUCGAUUUUAAUAUGGAAAUAGGCAAUAAAUAUUGCUUAGCAAUUUCGCGGAAGACGUUCUAUCGAAAUUUUGAAAUAUAACAAUCGAGAAAUUUCACCUGCUGAGAUUUUAUCUCGAGUGGUAUUCGGAAACACUAUACAUGGAAAAAUUAUUCGCAAAGUAAUAUGAUCACUUUCGACAAAUUUUCAUUUCCUAAACUAUUUUGAAUUUGGAGAAAUGACCAAAUAAUGGCUAAACGAAGUUGUUAGUCUAGCCGGCUUGCAUUGUCUUUCAUUUUCUAAAUAAAAAUGGAAUGAGAAUGUCUAAUUACUGAAGAAUGAAAGGAUAAUUUUCACAUCAUAUUUUUCUUUUUCGGAACUUUUUUUUCAUUUUGGCUUUGCACUUCUUUAGGAGAACGAGAAGCAGACCUAAAAAUGAAUGAAGAAUUGAAAAACAAUUCAUGGAGAAAGUUUUGUAAUGUUGACCCUAAAGAAUCUUUCAAAAACUCUGACUUUGAAGUACCAAAAGAGAUGGAAUUUGUUGAAAAAAUCCCAGAGAAUGAAAAUGAGGCAGAUGAUGCUGGAGUCCAAGAAAACUUGUCUUAUUCUUUAUCCUUUUCGGAUUUAGACGUUGACUACGUUCUGUCCAGUUUUGAGAUCUCGAAUGAGGAUAAUUGCAAUUCCCAGGAUUCAGAAAUACCAGUUGAAAUACUUAAUUUCGACACGACCUCUGAAGCAAAGGACUUGGAAAUUGUGGAAAAAGAAAAAAAUAUGAAACAGAAAAAAAUAUAUAAAAAGAAGGCACCUGAGAGGGACAAUUGCUACUUUUGUGAGACUGAGGUUCUUAAUUUUAGUAGACACAUUGCAAGAUGUCACUCAGCUGAGAUAGAGGUGCAGCGAUUACUUGCGAAGCCUGUGAAGAGUAAGGAAAGAAAAAAUCUAAUAACGAGCCUAAGAAAAAAAGGAAAUUAUUUGAGAAAUUCCGAGGUAUGUUCCAAGCCGAUGAAAAAACCACCAGGUGGAGAUACCAGUGAAUAUUUGCCUUGCCUUUACUGUCUCGGAUUUUACUCUCGUAAGCAGUUGUGGCGACACAAGAAGAGGUGCACAGAAAAUCCUCACUUGGAGAAUAACAUAAGCUCCACUUCAGCAUUAUACUUCAAAAAUCAUAAAACAGAUCCUGAUUUACGUGACAAGGUAUUUCCUAGAAUGAGGCCUGAUAAAGUGUCUAUAGUUGCCCAACAAGAUGCACUUAUUUGUGCUUUUGGGUCACGUUAUUUGAGGGUUCACCGAGAGAAGCAUUUCAUAAAUGUGACUUCAAGAAAAAUGAGGGAACUCUCCCGAUUAUUAAUCGAAGCCGAGAAACUCGAUAAAUCAAUCAACACAAUGAUGGAUAUGCUCCAACCUAAAUAUUAUGACACAGUUGUAACAGCUACCAAACUUUGUGCUAAGUAUGAUAAGUCUACAGAAUGUUUUCUGUCGCCAACAUUCGCCAUGAACAUAGCAACUUCAUUAAAGCAAUGUUGUGACUUGGCAAUAGUAUUCGCUCUAAAAAGAAAACAUAUUUAUGCAACGGUAUCUGCAGCAAACGCUGAAUCGGCAAUAAAAACUUUCGCACAGCUCAUUGAAGCCAACUGGAGGUAUAAUAUCUCAACCGUUGCAUCGAAUAAUCUGCACAUAAAAAGAUGGAAUAAAAUAACCAUCAUACCCUUAGCCAAAGACUUGAAACUGAUGAAAAAUUACCUGACUACUGAAGCUGAUAAAGCCAAACAAAAAUUAAGUAGUGAAAAUGAAAACAAAUCGGCAUACAAAGUUUUAACUGAAACUGCCUAUUGUAGGGUGUUAUUACUUAAUAGAAAGAGGCCAGGAGAAUUACAGAGAUUAUUAAUCGAUUUAUAUAAUCACUCAUCCAAAAGACAAAAUUAUGAAGAAUUUUCCGAUGCUAUUUCACCUACGGAAAAAAUUUUAAUGAAUCGAUUCAAGAGAAUUGUUAUAAGAGGAAAGAGAAAUCGCGGCGUUCCUGUCCUAUUCAGCACAGAAGUUCAGAAAGACAUCUCAAUAAUGAAUGAAAUAAGACACAAAUAUGUCAGAGAGGAAAACAGAUUUUUAUUCGCCCUUCCUGACAGCGAUUCACAUAUCGUGGGUUAUAAGGUUCUGGCGAAAUAUGCAAAAGCCUGUGGGGCAGAAAGACACGAUGCACUUACAUCUACGAGACUAAGGAAGCACCUAGCCACCCUAUCACAGAUAUUCACCAUGACGGAUUCGGACUUGGAGCAAUUAUCAACAUUUAUGGGACACACUCCUGGAACCCAUAAGAAUUCUUAUAGAUUGAUUGCCUGAUGACGUUAACCAAUCAUCUAAAAUUGUGAAAAUUUUGCUCCUCAUGGAACAAGGUACAUCUGCUUCUUUCAAAGGGAAAACUCUUGAUGAAAUCGAAGUUGAUUUGGAACAGAACCUAGAAGAUGAACUAGAACCAGAUGAAGAUGCCAUUCCAAGCGAUGUGAAUGAUGAUAUUAAUAUGGACUACGAA
Messenger RNA from Harmonia axyridis, 4140 nucleotides. RefSeq lists its product as uncharacterized. The coding region runs from base 2049 to 3950 and encodes 633 amino acids. The transcript is spliced from 5 exons. Lineage: Eukaryota; Metazoa; Arthropoda; Insecta; Coleoptera; Coccinellidae. The record is from RefSeq and is a predicted model, not a curated record.